Molecule: messenger RNA, 1380 nt
Organism: Prorocentrum cordatum
Lineage: Eukaryota; Dinophyceae; Prorocentrales; Prorocentraceae
Source: the annotation of a GenBank genome assembly
CUCCAGAGCCUGCCGCGCACGCGGCGCGCGCCAGGCGCCCCGGGCGGUUUGGCAGGCCCCCCCGUGCGUGGCCAAGGGGCCAUCAUGAGGGCGGCAGUCGUGGCCGCGGCCGCGGGCGUCGCCGCGCUCGGGAAGGCGGCCGUGCCCGUGGAGGCGGCCGACCCGGGCGCGCCCUGGCGCAGGCUGAUCGGCGAGGCCACGCGGGCCGCGACGACGUCGUCGACGCGCACGGCCACGACGACGGCGGCCGAGUGCCAGCCGGCGCGGCACCUCAUGGACACGUUCACGAGGGAGGCGUUCCCGGCCAGCCUCGGGAGCUGCGCCCUCGUAGGCUCGGGCGGGGCCCUGAAGGGCAGGGGCAUCGGCGGCGAGAUCAACGCGCACGACACCUUCGUUUGUGCUUCUGCGGUCCGCGUGAACCGCGUCCCUUCGGAGCCCUACUACUCCGACCUCGGCAGCAAGACCAACGUGUUCUACUCCAACUCUGCCACAGACACGUACCCGUCGGGGGAGCUCGGCGUUUGGAUCACGAAGAUCAGGGAGGGCAAUUCCAUCGGAGAGAAGAUGUAUUGCCCGUUCCAGCGCAACGCCUCCUCAGGCAACUGUCCUUUCGAGCACUUGGUUGUGGCACGGUCGACGAAGUACGGAAGCGACAGGAGGGGAUCCAGAUUGGCGAUAAGAUCAACAUGCCGUUCAGGAUCCCAGAUUACUUGCAACCUCCUUUCGAUGUAUCGCAUCCUUCGUUGGCGUUGGAGACAUUCUACUGGAAUUCCGCCCCGAUGCAGGGCUACUACACCUCCGGCGGCCUGAAGGCGUUCUUCACGGUCGCUCCGCUGUGCGACUCGGUCACGCUCUACGGCUUCGCCGGCAGCGGGAACAUCGAUAACCACACCAUCGACACCGUUCACAGCUUCGACACCGAGCACCAGUGGCUCCACCGCAUCGCUGUGGGCGACGCGCGCGACUCCGACUUCAGUGCCGUCGGCGCCAAGGACUGGCUGUUCCAGAACGGCCUCGACGACUCCGUCAUGGAGGAUCGACGAACAGAACUGCCGACGGUCAUCAAGGGCCUGCAGGACCGCCUGAGGUGCCUCGGCGAGCGGGGCAAGAUCCGCAUCGACGGAUGGACCUCGCCCGCCAGCGAGGAGCUUCAGGGGCUGAUGGCCGUCGCGGAGAGCCGCGCAGAUGCCGGAGAGCGGCGCGCCGCGCCGCGCUUCCCGCGCGCCGAGGGGCGCCGUGGAGCGCGCCGGUGGCCGGCGGCUUCGCGCUGCUCGCGCUGCUCGCGGCGGUGGCCGGCGGGCGGCGGCGCCAGGCCGCCCGGGGCGCGGCGGCCUCCUGGAGCUACAGCGAGGGGGCCACCUCCGGCUCGCUGCUGUAGGC